Messenger RNA from Racocetra persica, 1005 nucleotides. Lineage: Eukaryota; Fungi; Glomeromycota; Glomeromycetes; Diversisporales; Gigasporaceae. The record is from the annotation of a GenBank genome assembly.
AUGUUAUCAAUAUUGAAAUUAAUCUAUCUUUAUUUUGUAAAUUAUGUAUAUUUUUCGAAUAAACAAAAAAUUCGUAAAGAUCUGGUAAAUCAUGUUUGGAAAGAAGCCACUUUUAAAGCAAGAUUAUAUAAUGAUUAUGAUGAAAAGUUACUAAAAGAAUGGCAUGAAGAUCAAUCGAGAUUCGUUAAAGAAAAUACAAUUUUAACAUUAAUGGAAACCAAGUACCUUUUUGAUCAAAUAAUUAAGAUCAGAGAAGCUGUAGAUAAAAAAAUAAAAGUAGCGAAAUAUUCAUAUGAAAGUCCUAUACCUCAUUGCAUUGUUGAGUGGAUAGAAUUUUGUGAAUUAGAAAAUGUCAAGUUUUUAGCUAAAGGUGGAAAUGUGGCACUUAAAGUUUUUAAUGGAGACAGUCUCCCUGAUGAAGAAUUUUUUCAAGAAGCAUAUUGGAAUCACAUAUUCACUAAACAAUGGAAUUACAGACCUUGUGUUGUUGGUAUACUAGGAUUCACAAAAAAUCAAGAAGGAAAAUAUAUGAUUGUCUUAGAUUUAUGUGAGGGAGGCGACUUACAAAAUUAUCUCCAAAAAUAUUAUAAAAUAAUGAGUUGGAAAGAUAGAGUAAAAGUUGCUUGGGAUAUUUCAUAUGAUAUAUAUAGAGCAGUUUUAAGAGAAAUAGCCAACACUUUCAGAGAUGCUACUGCUGGAACUGCUGCUGCCCCAAGAGCCCCUUUUUAUGAAACUAAUAUUACUGAAUCUUCUACAUCAGAAGAAGCUAUACUUGGUGCUCAAAAAAUCGAAGCUAGGGAAUAUUAUAAUAAUAAAAAUAAAGAAUAUAAGCUUGAAGUUGAGGAAGAAGAAGCCUUUGUGAUCUCUAGUAAAGAUAUCAGUAUAUUCUCCCCCAGACUAGAAGCUCCAAUUCUACCUUCAAUAAAUAUAAACUCUUUGCAACCAAUACUACAAGCCCUAGUAGCACCUCUACAAAACCUUGACGAAAGAGAGGCCUCUCUGUAA